AUGGCGGACAAGGAGCUGGAGGCGUUGCGGGAGCAGCGGCUGGCGGAGCUGCAGUCCAAGCAUGCGGAUCCUUCUGGUGAUCCAUCACAACAGGAAGCGAAACAGAGGGAAGCAGAGAUAAGAAACACUAUUUUAGCACAAGUUCUUGAUCAAGCAGCUCGAGCAAGAUUAAGCAAUUUAGCACUCGUGAAACCAGACAAAGCUAAAGCAGUGGAGAAUUAUCUUAUACAGAUGGCAAGAUUUGGACAGCUAGGUGGAAAGGUAUCAGAACAAGGUUUGAUAGAAAUACUUGAAAAAGUGAGUCAGCAAACAGAAAAGAAAACAACAGUGAAGUUCAACAGAAGGAAAGUAUUGGAUUCUGAUGAAGAGGAUGAUUACUAAUAUAUAGAAGUGUCUGCCAAACAAAAGGCCUGGAAAAAGGCAACAUGCUGUUAUCAGAAUGCAAGACCUGAAAAUGUUUACGCUUCUUUACUUUUUGAUUUUUUUUUUUUUUUUGCGUGUGUGUUUUAGUUUCUGGUUGUGUUUUUUUCUUUUUUGUUUGUGGGGUGUUUUUUUGUGGGUUUUUUUAAUAUAUAAAAAGGGUACCCCAUGACUUUGUGCUGUAAAAUAAAUAGAGGAAGGGGAGUUUAUAGCUUAAUUUUUUUUUUUUAUUUUAAGAGGCCUGAGAAGUGUGGGGGUCUCCACUGCUUCAUUAGCAUGAGGAUUUUGUUGCCCCUUAACUCUAAGCAACAAUUACUUUGCAACUGUUGGAGAUCUUGUAACAUGAGGCAGGGCUAAACCUUAAGUUGGGAACAGCUGCCCUCUCUAGGAUUAAAGGACUUCCCUCGAGGCUCUAAUCACAGGUGUUGCAAAUAAGAUUUCCUGAGCCCCUGCAGGAAGCCUAUCCAGCAUCUGUGGCUCUCAAGUCCUUACUGGAAAUUUAUGAAGUGAAUGUUUGGAUCAGGGGACUCCCUUUCAGAGCCUGUGUAAAGACAUUGUAACCAACAUAAAAUCGAACCCUUCCCCUACAGAGUAACAAAGCCAUCUGGGAAAGAAGGUGGUCAACGGUGACAGCACUGGGCAGACGCUUGCUAUUGCAUAGUAUGGCUACCUCCAUUUUUAUCAAAUGGCUGGAGUGUUUCUUACCUUGAAAAAAAAAAAAAAGACCAUUUCCCCUAAACUUUCUGAAGCUCCUGCCUGCAUAAAGUAAAACUGAACUCAUGCUACAUGUUUAUUCAAAACUACGGUUAUGGAAAUAGGGAUAAAUGCUGUAACGUGCUCUACCACCACACAGCCCUUUUCUGACGUAAUUUAACAGGAAGAUGUAUGAUCUCAACUGCAGUGUUUUUUGGAACAGAAUAAAAUUGCUUGAACUGAGCACUAGUGGGUGUUUUUCAUCUUGUGUGAAUGUGGUUAAACUAUUUCAGCAGUUGGGGGUUUGGGUUUGUUUG
This is a messenger RNA of Indicator indicator, 1430 nucleotides long. RefSeq names its product programmed cell death 5 (gene PDCD5). Bases 1 to 381 code for a protein of 126 amino acids. Lineage: Eukaryota; Metazoa; Chordata; Aves; Piciformes; Indicatoridae. The transcript has 6 exons. Gene Ontology annotation, cellular component: nucleus; cytosol. Gene Ontology annotation, molecular function: DNA binding. The record is from RefSeq and is a predicted model, not a curated record.